Messenger RNA from Miniopterus natalensis, 3132 nucleotides. RefSeq names its product prune exopolyphosphatase 1 (gene PRUNE1). The record is from RefSeq and is a predicted model, not a curated record. Gene Ontology annotation, cellular component: cytoplasm. Lineage: Eukaryota; Metazoa; Chordata; Mammalia; Chiroptera; Miniopteridae. Gene Ontology annotation, molecular function: exopolyphosphatase activity.
AUAUACGCUGUGUGUCAAAUGAGUGAUCUCAGAAAAUUCUCUCAAUUCCUGGGGCCUUUUGGGAGCUUCUGGACUACGUUUCCCAAGACGCCCCGCGCCACGCCCCACUUGAAGCCUCCAGAAGGGCGUCCCGUGAGACUCCGAGCGCAGAACUCCGCCUCCGCCGCUGGGGGCGGGGCGACGUCGGACUCCGGGAGCGUCGGAUUACGCACUUCCUCCCGGGGUCGGGGCCGAAUCGCCGUGUGGCGAGUUCGAGUCCCGCCUCCUGACUCUCACCGCAAGUCCUUGUGUCUGGGGCGGGGCGCAUUCGCCGGGAAACCUCUCCGCUGCGAGGGGCGGUGACACGCGUUGGGCUCCACCAUGGAGGACUACCUGCAGGGUUGUCGAGCUGCUCUGCAGGAGUCCCAACCACUGCAUGUUGUUCUGGGAAAUGAAGCCUGUGACUUGGACUCCAUGGUGUCUGCUCUCGUCUUGGCUUUUUACCUGGCAAAGACAACUGAAGCUGAGGAUGUCUUUGUGCCAGUUUUAAAUAUAAAACGUUCUGAGCUACCUCUACGGGGUGACAAUGUCUUCCUCCUUCAGAAGAUGCACAUUCCAGAGUCCCUCUUGAUUUUCCGGGAUGAGAUUGACCUCCACGCGUUGCACCAGGCUGGCCAGCUCACCCUGAUCCUUGUUGACCAUCAUGUCUUACCCAGAAGUGACGCAGCCCUAGAGGAGGCAGUGGUAGAGGUGCUAGACCAUCGGCCAAUCGAGCAGAAACGCUGCCCCCCCUGCCAUGUUUCAGUUGAGCUGGUGGGGUCCUGCACUACCCUGGUGACCGAGAGAAUCCUGCAGGGGGCACCAGAGAUUUUGGACAGGCAAACUGCAGCCCUUUUGCAUGGAACAAUCAUCCUGGACUGUGUCAACAUGGACCUUAAAAUUGGAAAAGCAACCCUGAAGGACAAGAAAUAUGUGGAGAAACUGGAGGCCCUCUUCCCAGAUCUGCCCAAGAGAGAUGACAUCUUUGAUUCUCUGCGAAGGGCAAAGUUUGAUGUGUCAGGACUGACCACCGAGCAGAUGCUGAGAAAGGACCAGAAGACCAUCUUCAGACAAGGCAUCAAGGUGGCCAUUAGUGCAAUAUAUAUGGAUUUGGAGGCCUUCCUGCAGAGGUCUGGCCUCAUUGCAGACCUCCAUGCUUUCUGCCAGGCCCACAGCUAUGAUGCCUUGGUUGCCAUGAUCAUCUUCUUCAACACUCACAAUGAGCCAGUGCGGCAAUUGGCUAUUUUCUGUCCCCAUGCAGCACUCCGAAUGACAAUCUGUGGAGUCCUGGAACAAUCCCAGUCUCCGUCUCUGAAGCUGACUGCCGCCCCAACCACCCACCCUAACCUCCAAGCCUAUCUCCAAGGCAACACCCAGGUCUGUCGAAAGAAAUUUCUGCCUCUGCUCCAGGAAGCCCUGUCAGCAUAUUUUGACUCCAUGACAAUCCCUUCAGGGCAGCCUGAGACAGUGGAUGUGUCCAGGGAGCAGGUAGACAAGGAAUCGGACAGGGCAGUGACCUCCUCCCUGAUUCCUGGACUGAGCCAAGAUGAGGAGGAGCCUCCGCUGCCCCCCACGCCCAUGAACAGCUUGGUGGAUGAGUGCCCUCUGGAUCAGGGGCUGCCUAAACUCUCGGCCGAGGCCAUCUUUGAGAAGUGCAGCCAAAUCUCACUGUCACAAUCUACCACUGCCUUCCUGUCCAAGAAGUGACUAUUGGGAGAGGAGGGGACAGUGAGAGAAGUUGCUUGAACCACCUCGAAUGCAUGUUUUGAGAGGCUUCGGCUCUUCUGUCCCCAGUGCUCCAGGACCUGGUGCACUUGGACUGUUCCCGUGAGUCUGGAAGGAGGAAGAAGUAAGAGAAGGCAGCUGCUCUAGGAAUGGCUGUCCGCCUUUCCCCCCGAUCUCUGCCAAUCCAAUUCUGUUAUUUAAUUCUUUAGAUCUGCACUGACUCCCCAGGGGUACAAUGCAACUCCUAUGCUGUUCCAGCAGAAUAGCACAAAAAGAAUGUACCCCCAAAGUGCCCUCAGCAAGGCCCUUUAACAGAACCAGUAUCUCUCAUGGAACCAAACAGGCAUUGUCUCCAUGUGCUCAUUUGUUCUCUCAUUGAUUCGGAUAUCUGUUGAAUGCCUACUCUAAGCUAGAUAGAAAAUAGAGUGCACUUUGGAAACUCCUAUUUCAGUUUUCAGCCUUUAGCAGAUUUCCAGCUUCAUGACUCCUCUUUCUUCCCCCAGUUAGGUAAAAGGUGUCUGAUGCUGAAAUGGCUAAUUUUUUUUCCUAAGCUUAUGGUGACUUUUUAAAGAUUGUUUGGGAGCAGAUAGAGGCCAUUAUCUUCUGCCCUAAUCAGGUAACCUGGCCCUCAGUUUCUUUGGAUCCCUUGUCCCAAAGCCACAGGGAGCCUGAAGAACCCCAAAUCCCCGAGUGUUCAAGAGACACUCAGGAAGGCCUUACGACCUCAUGGGCACUCUGCCCAAAAGACAGCAGAACUGCAAUGAGAACCUCAGCUCUGUCCCUGCAUUAGUGGGUCCGUCAAUUUCUUGUCCAUGUCAUUCUCUUCUGGCUCAUAUUAAAAGGAAACAUGGAGUUCUAAUAUGGACUGCCACGGACUGUGUCUUUUGGCGAGACACUUCAUCUUUAAGUCUCAUUUUCCCCACCUGUAAAGCUAAGGAUCUAGACUAGAAGUUCUGUUUUCCCUGGGAGUGCUCAGGGUCACUGGAUUGUCUGUAUUUACACGUGAUUGUAUGAAGGGACUCAGCCUCAUGUAGCAUGUACAGGGGUAUAAUUCAUACCAUAGUGACCCAGAAAAGAGCUCCCUCCCGCUGACUUGUUCUGCAUGUAUAGUCUCCCUUGUUUCUUCAGACCAACCUGUUCCCCCUUUUCCUAACCCACAGCUCUAGUCCAUGUAAGUUGCCAAGUUUCACUGAAUAGUGGGGUAUGUGAUGGUUUUGGCAUGACGUCUUCAGUGUGAGGGGGACAGUGUGACUUCACUUUGAGGGGUGAUGUGUGUAGCCGUUGGAAGACAAAAAUAGUGGUGUGAUUACUGAACCAAAGGAAUUUAUGUUUUGUAACUCGGGUACUUUAUUUUGCAUUUUGUUAAAGUAUUAAAUAAUGUUUUCCUGG